UCGUCUGAGCUAGAAAUAUCUCUUCACAUCUUUGAUGAUCGUCAUUUUGUUCUCGUCUUCCAAACAAAGAUCGGUCUAUAUUUCCACGACUCUUUUGAAAAAAGCAGAAUUCGGCAUCACUCGAUUCUAACUGGAGCUUUCAACUUUUGAUCCUAUUAAAAACUAGAUCCGAAUUCGAAACAAACACGUUUUUUGCUCUCUUCCGGGACAUUUUGUUUAGAAUUACAGCAUUUUGACCAACCCGGAUCUCGGAAAGCCAAUGCAUAGUUUAUAUGUUUUUAUUGUUUCUUCUCUUUUUUUUUUUGUACAUAGGUUUUUCUUUUACGAAAACAAUCGUUUUGUUUGGCUGCCGAGAAAACGAUAGGGAAAGGAAAAAAAGUUCAAAAUUUGGGUUUUAGAUUCUACGUUGCCAUCUGGGCCCAAUGCAAGUCUUUUGGGCUUGCUUCAACUAAAGUGGCAUUGCAUUGCAUUCCUUUUGUUUUUCUUUUUCCAAGUAAAAACGGAUAUAUAUUUUUUUUUUGAAAAGUUGUACAGUCUGCCCUUCAAAAAGAUAUCUUUUACUUUCUUUUCCUACGUUUUCUUGAUAACCAAUCGAGUUUUUUGAUAUUUUAAUGCAGUAUAUGAUUCUUUUUCCCUUCCACGUUACAGGUUUAAGAUUAGCAGAUGAAAUUCUAGAUCUUGAGCUGUAAUGUAGCUUCGAAUCCGAUUCCUUGAGUUAGUUAAAGCUUAAACUUUGAUCGGUUUCGCUUGUGAAUUCUCGAGUUGGCCAUGGUUUUCUGGGAAGGAUAUGUGAGUGACGAAGCGAUGGGCACGUUUGCCCCAAUCGUGGUUUACUGGUUGUACGCGGGGUUUUAUCAGCUGCUGCCGCCUUUGGACAAUUACCGCUUGCAUUCUAAGAAAGAGGAGGCAUUGAAGAAUUCGGUGCCUCUUUCGUUUGUGGUCAAGGGCGUUUUGCUGCAGCAACUCGUCCAGGCGACCGUUGCCCAAGGGCUCUUCCUGUUGACCUCAAAGGCUAAUGCAUCAGGGAUCAUGAUUCAGCCUUCCAUUCCUGUUCAAAUUGUACAGAUUGUGGUUGCAAUGUUUGUGAUGGACACAUGGCAGUACUUUGUGCAUCGCUACAUGCAUCAGAACAAAUUUCUGUACCGCCAUGUGUACGCCCAGCAUCACAGGCUGGUUGUACCCUAUGCAGUUGGGGCCCUUUACAAUCACCCGCUUGAAGGUCUGUUCCUCGACACUUUGGGCGGAGCUAUAUCUUUUCUGGUCUCAGGAAUGACUGCAAGAACGGCUGUGAUUUUCUUCUGCUUUGCCAUCAUUAAAACUGUUGACGAUCACUGUGGUCUUUGGUUGCCUGGAAAUAUCUUCCAUAUUAUCUUCCAGAACAACAGUGCUUAUCAUGACAUCCAUCAUCAACUCCCAGGCUUGAAGUACAACUACUCUCAGCCUUUCUUUCCCAUAUGGGAUAAACUUCUUGGAACUUACAUGCCAUACAAUCUUGUAAAACGACAUGAAGGGGGUCUUGAGGCAAGAGCAAUGAAAGACUAGAUGUUCACUAACAAUCUCUGUGUAUUAUUCUAAGCUCUCACUUGAACGGGGAUCGUGCUUUUUUGAUGUCACUCAAUUUGUGGUGUCGCUGAUGGAGCUAUUUAUUUGAGGCUAUGGAAGGCAUCUAGUAGAAGUUGAUUUGAGUUCAUUCCCUUUUUGAUUGCUCUCAUGUUUUGGCUCGUUCCUUGUGAGUACACCAACCUCUCAUCUGAACUUCAGUUGUGUUAUAAUGUGGCAUAAGUUUCCUUCUUGGGCAACAAUUAGGAUCAUCUUCAGGACUCUUAAGAUUGGUCUACCUGUAUGUUGCUUAGAGUGCUAGAAAUUGCUUGCAAGUAAUGAACUUGUAAGAAAGACACCAAACCUAAAUUCUGGCAAUAAUGAACGAUGAUAUAUACACUACAAGCUUCACGCAGGUCUUUUAUGAAAAAGUGGUUCCCAUCGUGUGAAAA
Carya illinoinensis is the source of this 1991-nucleotide messenger RNA. RefSeq names its product very-long-chain aldehyde decarbonylase GL1-9-like. NCBI's taxonomy places the organism in Eukaryota, Viridiplantae, Streptophyta, Magnoliopsida, Fagales, Juglandaceae. The record is from RefSeq and is a predicted model, not a curated record. Gene Ontology annotation, molecular function: oxidoreductase activity; iron ion binding. Bases 769 to 1542 code for a protein of 257 amino acids. Gene Ontology annotation, biological process: lipid biosynthetic process. The transcript is spliced from 2 exons.